UGCAGCUGACUCGGGUUUGACUGCUCCCACAGACCCGAGAAGUCCCUUUUGGAGGAUGUGUGCCUUAAUGGCCUCUCAGAGAGGGGUCAGCAGUGCCUCCCGGAAGUUGGCCUCCCCCGAGGCUGCGGGCUCCUCUGGCUCCUCUCAGACCAUGAAGAAGACCAUCGGCCACCGGGGGGUCGACGUCACCGGAGAGACCACCUACAAAAAGACUACCUCGUCUGCAUUAAAAGGGGCUAUCCAGCUUGGCAUCACCUAUACAGUUGGCAGUCUGAGCCAGAAGGCCGAGAGGGAUGUGCUCAUGCAGGACUUCGUAGUCGUCGAAAGCAUCUUCUUUCCCCGGGAGGGCAGUAACCUGACUCCAGCGCACCACUACACUGACUUCAGGUUUAAGACCUACGCUCCGAUCGCCUUCCGAUACUUCCGAGAGCUCUUUGGGAUCCGACCUGACGACUACCUGUAUGCCCUCUGCAGUGAGCCUCUGAUCGAGUUGUCCAAUCCCGGUGCGAGCGGCUCAGUGUUCUACGUAUCCAGUGACGACGAGUUCAUCAUCAAAACAGUGCAGCACAAGGAAGCAGAGUUCCUGCAGAAGCUCCUGCCAGGAUACUUCAUGAACCUGAACCAGAACAAGCGGACGCUGCUUCCCAAGUUCUACGGGCUGUACUGCGUGCAGGCGGGCGGCAAGAACAUCCGCAUCUGUGUGAUGAACAACCUACUGCCCAGGGCCAUCCCCAUGCACCUCAAGUUCGACCUCAAGGGCUCCACCUACAAGAGGCGCGCCUCCGCUAAGGAGCGAGACAAGAAGGUGCCAACCUACAAAGACCUGGACUUUAUGCAAGACCUCCCUGAUGGCCUUCAGAUGGAAACGGACAACUACAACGCACUCAGCAAGACCAUCCAGAGAGACUGCCUGUUGCUUCAGAGCUUCAAGAUCAUGGACUACAGCCUGCUGGUGGGCAUCCACAACGUGGAGCAGGCACUACGCGAGCGGCUGGGGGCCAUGGAGCAGAGCGCGGGAGGAGGAGGAGGAGGGGCAGGCGGCGAGGGCCCCAUCACGCCCGACCAGAAGAGGCCCCAGGGCCAGAAGUCCCUCUACUGCACCGCCAUGGAGUCCAUCCAGGGGGAGGCGCGGGGCAAGGGCGCCAUGGACAGCGAGGACCACAUGGGAGGCAUUCCAGCACGCAACUCCAAAGGAGAGAGACUGCUAAUCUACAUGGGCAUCAUAGACAUUCUUCAGUCCUACAGGUUCGUCAAGAAGAUAGAGCAUUCCUGGAAAGCCCUGGUGCAUGAUGGGGACACGGUGUCCGUGCACAGGCCUGGCUUCUACGCUGAGCGCUUUCAGAGGUUCAUGUGUAACACGGUCUUCAGGAAGAUCCCACUGAAGCCGUCGCCCUCUAAGAAGAGUCGUGGCGGAUGUCCUAGCGUGGUGCGUCGGUUGCCCAUGCCAACAGGUGCGCCUGUGGGCAGUGGGGCGGGAGGGCAUUCCGUAGUGGACGCGCGGCUAGUGUACCGGCCACACUUCGGCCAGUCGGAUGCAGACGACGCAGGCAUGCAGUCAGGCAGGCCGGACAUCCUGCCCCGUACGGCCCCUGAGGCGGGCGACUCAGGUGACUAUGGGGACGCUGUGGAGACCAACCUCUCCAACUCCUCACUAGGCAGCACGGGCCUCGGCUCCGCUUCCCCCCCACUCAGGUCAGUGGGGGUAGAGGUGCACAAAUCUGCAAGCAUAGAACAAGAGCACAAUAUGUCACACAAUGCGGAGGAUGAAGGCUUAGGUGAACACGCCGGCAAUGAAGACGCCAUCUCACUCAACGACAUCAUUCCAGAGACCAACAUUUGUUUUUAAACUCUACAAAAGUCCACAAAAGAACACUUCAUGCAAAACGGAAUGCUCUUCCGUUCCGACUGCACACACCCACACACCAAGAGCCCUGGUUUCCCAUGGACAAACGACAGAAGGAGGAAGAAAAGACUGCGAGAGGAGAAUGAAGAGAGCUGUGUGUGUGUGUGCAUGUGUGUAUGUUUGUCCAUGUGUGUCCAUGCAUACACACAUGAGCUCAAGACAAGUGUAUAUACACAUGUGUGUGUGGGUGUGUGUGUGUCUGUAAGCUUUUCCCAUACCCACAAGGCUAUGCUGCUAACACUCCAAUUCCCAUCAUGCAUCACUGGACUGAGAUGCUCAAUUUUCCCAUCAUGCAUUACUGGACCCAGAUGCCCAGUUUUUCCCAUCACGCAUCACUGGACCAAGAUGCGCUCAGUUUUCCCAUCACGCAUCACUGAACCAAGAUGCGCCCAGUCAUCACAUGAUGGCGAUGCCCAAUUCAAAAACCCCAUUUGGCCAGCAUUACGCCCAGCAUGAUUGAGCCAUCAUUGGGCAGUGCUCCAGCUAUUGGUGCAGUGCCAAUCGCCAGGUGGUGUGCUGUGCAGUGCCGCAGGUGUGGGUGCCAAGCCCCAGGUGUAUUGUGCAGGGCCCCUGCUGUGGGUGCAAUGCCAAGCCCCCCAGCUUAGCACGACCACCCAUGGAGAGGAACCUGUAGUCGUGUAGAACUGGAAUGGGAUGAUCUCCUCCUCUCCCUAUCAGCGUGUGGAAACAUCCCAGCUACUCUCCUCUCUUCCAACCUGCCAUGCUUUACCCUGUCCUUCCCCUUCUCCUGUCCCUGUCCUCUGUCUAUCCCAGUGUGGACAAACCAGAAAGGAGCAAUUUUAUUUAAAACCAGUCCAGCACAACUUAUUACUGUAUCACAGUCUGGCUCUACGUAUGAUCCUAUAAGAGCUUACUAUCUGAUCAUGUUGGUUUUCUUUCUUGAUUUCCUUCCCCCCCCUCUUUCCUUCAUUCCUUCCUUCCCCUUAUUUCCUUCCUUCACUCCUUCCCUCCCUCCGUCUCCUCCCCCUGGUUCAGUGUUGCAAAAUAUCCUGUGGUCUCGGACAUUUCCUGUGCAGCCAUAACUGAAAGAGCUUUGAUGUGCAGACUCCACUGGAUCCUACAUGUGUGCUGCUGGCAUUGGUGUUGGUUGUGCAUCAGCUGAUCUUGGCAGUGAAUAAACGUACAAGGGGUGUGUGGGGUUAUGCCCUCUGUA
Molecule: messenger RNA, 3077 nt
Organism: Engraulis encrasicolus (European anchovy)
Lineage: Eukaryota; Metazoa; Chordata; Actinopteri; Clupeiformes; Engraulidae
Gene: pip5k1ab
Product: phosphatidylinositol-4-phosphate 5-kinase, type I, alpha, b
Exons: 18
Coding region: 56-1846 (596 amino acids)
Biological process (GO): phosphatidylinositol phosphate biosynthetic process
Cellular component (GO): plasma membrane
Molecular function (GO): 1-phosphatidylinositol-4-phosphate 5-kinase activity
Source: RefSeq, a predicted model, not a curated record